AUGGCUACCACAAAUAAUCUUGUCAAUCCUCAAGUGCCCAAAUUAUUGAAAGAUAACUAUGAGAGUUGGUCAAUCCAAAUGAGAGCCUUAUUUGGUUCUCAAGAGUUGUGGGAGCUGAUCAUUGAUGGGUUCACGGAACCUACACCAGAAGUAGAAGCCACCUAUACCGCCGAAGAGAAGAAGGCUCUCAGAGAACAAAGAAAGAAGGAUAGCAAGGCUCGUUUUCUACUCUAUCAAGGGUUGGACGAGUCUACCUUUGAGAGAGUUGCCGAAGCAACGACAAGCAAGGAAGCAUGGGAAAUCCUUGCGACCAUCUACAAAGGAAGCAGUACCGAGAUGCUUGCUGAAUUCAAGGCGGCAAUGUUCAAUGAAUUUGAGAUGACAGACAAUGGAUUAAUGUCCUAUUUUCUUGGCAUUGAAGUGAAGCAGCAACAAGAGGGGAUUUUUAUAUCCCAGAAGAAGUACAUGAAGGAGAUCUUAGAGAAGUUCAAGAUGAAUGAAUGUAACCCUGUUAACACCCCAGUAGCCAUCGGAAUGAAGCUAUCAAGAGAAGGAGACGGACGUUUCGUGGAUUCAACUCUUUUCAAAAGUCUAGUUGGCAGCCUGAGAUACUUGACGAUCACAAGGCCCGAUAUUACUUAUGGAGUUGGACUUGUGAGUCGCUAUAUGGAGACACCGAAUGAAUCUCACUGGCUAGCUGCGAAGAGGAUACUAAGGUAUAUCAAAGGCACACUCAGCCUGGGUCUCUUCUAUGCAUAUGAUGAAAAUGCACAACUAGUUUGUUACUCAGAUAGUGACUGGGGAGGUGAUCAAGAUGAGAGAAAAAGCACCACAGGCUAUGUUUUCUAUCUUGGGUCAACUGCAUUUUCAUGGACCUCAAAGAAGCAAGGAGUUGUAGCUUUAUCUUCAUGUGAAGCAGAAUAUGUGGCGGCUGCAUCUACAGUAUGUGAAGCAAUUUGGUUGCGGAACAUAUUAAAGGAGUUGGAUCAUCCACAAGAAGACUCGACCGUAAUUUUUGUGGACAACAAAUCAUCCAUCCAUCUUGCAAAGAACCCAGUACAUCAUGGGAGGAGCAAACACAUAGAUACACGGUUUCAUUUUCUCAGAGACCAUGUAAAGCAGAAAACCGUUGAACUGAAGCAUUGUCACACCACUGAACAAGUGGCAGACAUAUACACCAAGCCAUUAUCAGGUGAAACUUUCAUGAGGCUAAGAGACAUGCUUGGCAUAAAGACAUUUUGA
Asparagus officinalis (garden asparagus) is the source of this 1242-nucleotide messenger RNA. RefSeq lists its product as uncharacterized. The coding region runs from base 1 to 1242 and encodes 413 amino acids. The record is from RefSeq and is a predicted model, not a curated record. Lineage: Eukaryota; Viridiplantae; Streptophyta; Magnoliopsida; Asparagales; Asparagaceae. The transcript is spliced from 2 exons.